Messenger RNA from Glarea lozoyensis ATCC 20868, 3102 nucleotides. Its product is annotated as Activating enzyme of the ubiquitin-like protein. The transcript has 4 exons. The record is from RefSeq and is a predicted model, not a curated record. Gene Ontology annotation, biological process: protein sumoylation. Gene Ontology annotation, cellular component: cytoplasm; SUMO activating enzyme complex. Gene Ontology annotation, molecular function: SUMO activating enzyme activity. The coding region runs from base 1 to 3102 and encodes 1033 amino acids. NCBI's taxonomy places the organism in Eukaryota, Fungi, Ascomycota, Leotiomycetes, Helotiales, Helotiaceae.
AUGACUGACUCCAAAGAUAUCGACAUGGAGACGAAGAUGCAGGUCGAUGAGUCGGUGGUGGGCCACAACGAUAUCGAUGAGUCCUUAUACAGCCGGCAGCUUUACGUUUUGGGACAUGAGGCCAUGAAACGGAUGGGCGCCUCAAAUGUGCUCAUUGUUGGUAUGAAGGGGUUGGGUGUGGAGAUCGCAAAGAAUAUCGCACUCGCCGGUGUCAAGAGCCUUACGGUUUACGAUCCUACUCCCACUGCGAUCGCAGAUUUGUCAUCUCAGUUCUUCCUUCGCCCGGACGAUGUAGGCAAGCCAAGGGCGACAGUAACGGCUCCACGGAUUGGAGAGCUGAAUGCAUAUACUCCAGUGUCCAUACAUGAAUCCAGCAGCCUAACCUCCAACCUAUCCCAGUUCGACAAGUACCAGGUAGUGGUUCUUACAAACACCCCCCUCAAGGAUCAAAUUAUCAUUGGCGAAUAUCUACAUUCCAAAGGGAUAUUCUUGGUGGUGGCAGAUACAUUCGGGUUAUUUGGUUCCAUCUUUUGCGAUUUCGGAAAGAAUUUCACCGUGUUGGAUUCCACGGGAGAAACACCAGUAAAUGGUAUCGUAGCAGCCAUCGACGAGGACGGUCUCGUAUCUGCUCUGGACGAAACCCGCCAUGGACUGGAAGAUGGAGAUUUUGUCACUUUCACAGAAUUAGUGGGAUUGGAAGCCUUAAACUCUGCCGCGCCACGAAAGGUAACAGUUAAAGGGCCAUAUACUUUCUCAAUAGGUGAUGUUUCAGGACUCGGGACUUAUCAGAAAGGCGGUAUCUAUCAACAAGUCAAGAUGCCCAAAUUUAUUGACUUCAAGCCUCUGUCUGCAGCGUUGAAGAGUCCAGACUUUGUGGAUUCGGAUUGGGCGAAAAUGGGUCGAGCUCAGCAGUUACAUAUCGGUAUUCAAGCUCUCCAUGCCUUCCAAGAACAACACGGCCAUUUCCCUAGACCGAUGCACAAAGAAGAUGCCGCAGUUGUUAUUGGUGCAGCACAAGCGUUUGCAAAGCAGGAGAAGUCAGAAGUUGAAUUGGAUGAGAAAGUUCUCCUGGAACUUAGUUACCAAGCUCAGGGUGAUCUCAGCCCGAUGGCUGCUUUCUUUGGAGGUCUUGCUGCUCAAGAGGUCUUGAAGGCGGUAUCUGGAAAGUUCCACCCCAUCUGCCAAUAUCUUUAUUUUGACUCUUUGGAGUCGCUUCCUUCCAACUCUGUCAGAUCCGAGGAGACUUGCAAACCACUGAACACCAGAUAUGAUGGCCAGAUUGCCGUUUUCGGUCGAGAGUUCCAAGAAAAGCUUGGAAAUAUUCAAGAAUUCUUGGUUGGAGCGGGUGCCAUCGGAUGUGAAAUGCUGAAAAACUGGGCUAUGAUAGGUUUAGCAGCUGGUCCUAAGGGCAAAAUAACCGUUACCGAUAUGGACUCGAUCGAAAAGAGUAAUCUCAAUCGACAAUUCUUGUUCCGACCCAAAGAUGUCGGCAAGCUGAAGAGUGACUGUGCGGCUGAAGCGGUGCAAGCCAUGAAUCCAGAUCUCAAGGGAAAGAUUGUUACCAUGCGGGACCGAGUAGGCCAAGAUACUGAACAUUUAUUCAACGAGGAAUUCUGGGAGGCUCUGGAUGGUGUUACCAAUGCACUUGACAACGUCGAUGCGCGCACAUACGUGGACCGACGAUGUGUCUUCUUCCGCAAGCCACUGCUUGAGAGCGGUACUUUGGGAACGAAGGGUAAUACUCAAGUGAUUAUUCCUCACUUGACAGAAUCAUACUCUAGUUCGCAGGAUCCCCCUGAACAAUCAUUCCCUAUGUGUACGCUGAGGAGUUUCCCAAACAACAUCAAUCACACAAUCGCCUGGGCCCGAGAACUCUUCGAAUCAUAUUUUGUCAAGCCCGCCGAAACUGUCAACCUCUAUCUCAACCAGCCAAACUAUUUAGAGACGACUCUGAAACAAGGUGGCAAUGAAAAAGCCACCCUUGAGAUGAUCAGAGACUUCUUAGUUGAUGACAAGCCUUUGAGCGUUGAGGACUGCAUCAAAUGGGCUCGUAUCCAAUUUGAGAAGCAAUACAACAACGCUAUUCAGCAACUCCUGUACAACUUUCCAAAAGACUCGAAAUCUUCAAGUGGCGCGCUAUUCUGGUCUGGCCCUAAGCGUGCACCAGAUCCAUUGAAGUUCGAUAUCAAGAACGAGUUUCAUCGAACAUUUAUUGUUGCUGGCGCCAAUCUUCACGCUUUCAAUUACGGAAUCAAUACCAAGGGCCUGGACCUGAACAGCAUUGAGAAGGUCCUUGACAAUAUGAUCAUCCCUGACUUCUCACCAAAUUCAGCCGUCAAAAUUCAAGCAGAUGAUAGCGAGCCUGAUCCGAAUGCCGGUGCAUCCACGUUCAACGAUUCCGAGGAGUUGCAACAAAUCACAGAUAAGCUGCCACAACCAAAGCAGCUUGCAGGUUUCAAGCUUCAACCUGUUGAAUUCGAGAAAGAUGAUGACACCAAUUUCCACAUUGAUUUUAUUACUGCUGCAAGUAACCUUCGUGCCGAAAACUACAAAAUCGAGCUUGCCGAUAGGCACAAGACCAAGUUCAUCGCUGGAAAAAUCAUCCCGGCCAUUGCUACCACCACUGCCUUGGUCACAGGAUUGGUCAUCCUUGAAUUCUACAAAAUUGUCGAUGGAAAGACGGAUUUGGAGCAAUACAAGAAUGGAUUCGUCAAUUUGGCGUUGCCAUUCUUCGGUUUCAGUGAGCCAAUAUCCAGUCCUAAAGACAAGUAUCAAGGAAAGAAUGGGGAAGUUUCGAUCGACAAGUUAUGGGAUCGCUUUGAAGUCAACGAUAUUACGUUGCGAGAACUUAUCGAUCACUUUGAGGAGAAGGGAUUAACAAUUACAAUGUUGAGCUCGGGUGUUAGUCUGCUGUACGCAAGUUUCUUCCCACCUACGAAGCUCAAGGACAGAUACACUAUGAAGUUGAGCGAGCUUGUUGAGCACAUAUCCAAGAAGCCAGUUCCUGAUCACCAAAAGAACGUCAUCUUUGAGAUUUGCGUGGAGGAUCAGAGUGGGGAAGAUGUUGAAGUACCAUAUGUUAUGAUGAAGAUGGCGAAAUAA